This is a messenger RNA of Cicer arietinum (chickpea), 405 nucleotides long. Lineage: Eukaryota; Viridiplantae; Streptophyta; Magnoliopsida; Fabales; Fabaceae. The record is from RefSeq and is a predicted model, not a curated record.
CUAUUCUUCACCCCCUUAACAACUUUCAAUCACACCUCAAUUCUUAGAACCUCAAGAAGAACAAGUUUCACCGUCUGUGUUCUCAUGGAGGAUCCAAAACAAAUCAACACAGAUGAAGAAGAAUUAGUAGAACCCCCCGUUAAUAAAUCCAAUUCUCAAAUUCAAGUUUUACUUUCAAAUAAAUUGGCCAGAAAGAACUCUGAAAGGUUCACUUACCUAAUUGCCGCUAUCAUGUCUAGCUUUGGUGUCACCUCUAUGGCUAUCUUUGUUGUUUAUUACAGAUUCUCAUGGCAAAUGGAGGGUGGAGAAGUUCCUUGGUAUGAAAUGUUUGGCACAUUUGCCCUUUCUGUAGGUGCUGCGGUAAGUCAGGACCCUUUUUCAAAUUCAGCAUUGGAAAGCAAUUGA